Gastrolobium bilobum is the source of this 1197-nucleotide messenger RNA. RefSeq lists its product as uncharacterized. Gene Ontology annotation, cellular component: ribosome. NCBI's taxonomy places the organism in Eukaryota, Viridiplantae, Streptophyta, Magnoliopsida, Fabales, Fabaceae. Gene Ontology annotation, molecular function: small ribosomal subunit rRNA binding; structural constituent of ribosome. The record is from RefSeq and is a predicted model, not a curated record. Gene Ontology annotation, biological process: translation. Bases 371 to 814 code for a protein of 147 amino acids. The transcript has 4 exons.
UGCUUGGAGCUCCUUCGUUUAGGUACGCCGCGUACGCUCUUUCUCUCCUUUUUCUCCUAAUCUUUUUCUUUCCCUCCCAAGAGUCCCAUUUUUGUGAUCUUCUUCAUGGUACACACAACUUAAAGACUUCAAUCACUCACUCAACACUUUCAGAUCGGUGUCUCUCUUGGACAAAUUGACGAGCUGAGUUGAAAGCUGAAGCCCUCCCUCUCAGCUCAACUUUUCCUCAACCAGUCUACGGGUUUUCACCCUGUCCUGUUGGCUGCAGAAAAAUGACUUCAUUGCUCUUUGUCAUGGCCCCUCAAGGUGAAGGUUACAAAAUUCAGAAAGAAAUGGAAAUGUGAAAGGUAGCUAGGUGAAUUGAAUAAAGAUGCCUCUUUACGAUUGCAUGCUUCUGUUUAAGCCCCAUACAAGGAAGGAAUCCCUCAUGGAUUUAGUUGCAAGGGUGGGAAAACAUGUCUACAGAAGAAAUGGGGUUGUCACUGAUCUUAAGAGUUUUGGAACAGUUCAGUUGGGCUAUGGUAUAAAAAAGCUAGAUGGCAGAUUUUAUCAGGGGCAACUGAUGCAAUUGAGCAUGAUGGCUACACCCAACAUCAACAAAGAGCUGCAUUAUCUAAACAAGGAAGACCGGCUACUACGUUGGCUUCUAGUUAAACAUCGAGACACAAACUUUGGGCUUGACUUCAUGGGGGAUGAAGGUAGAAUUGAGCUGAGCAAACUCUCCCAAAGCAGAAGAAUUGAUGAUGAGGAUGCGGACGAAGACGACGAUGAUGAGGAAUAUGAAGUGAACGAAGAAGAAAAAAAAGUGAACUAAAAGAUAGUUGAGUAUUUUUGUUGGUUUCGAUUAUGGGAGGAUAAAAAAACCAUUGGGUAUUGUAUUGUAGGUGCUAGACAUUUGCUUAGUGAUAGUGCUUGGUAACAAUCAAUGGGCUUGAAGAUGUUAUUUAGUGACAUCUUUGUAGCUUGGUGCUGUCUCUUCUUGCUAUUGGACAAAACAAUAUCUUUGUAGCUUGGGGAAAUAAUUGAUUUAAUACGCCGUUGUCUUGCCCUGGAAUCUAUGAGCUGUUGAGCUCCAUCAAUGUACUUGUGGCUUACUUAAUAUCUCGAGGGAAACAGUUUUUGUUAAAGGAUAAGAGCAAUUUGAAUAUCCAUCAAUCGAUGGCAAUGUAAUAUUUCAUGCAAAAGAAAAAAAAAUCU